AUACCCGCCCCCCCACCCCAUCGCCGGCGCCCUUCCCAUCGCUCAGGCGGAGGCUGGUCCGCCUGGCGGCUUUUGCGAUCGCCGCGGCUUUUCGGAGAAGCGGCUUCCGAGACGCACCUUGCAGCGAGCGGCAGGCGGACCGAUGGACGACAAUGAGGAAACCGCUGACGUGACAACGCCUGGAUUCCUGGAACCAUGUGUUUCCUUCCUGGAAAGAGCCCCCGAAAUUUCGGGUUUCCGCAAAGUGGAAGGGAUCUGUGAGAUCCAACACGGCUCGGUGGGUCUGCCAAGCAUGAUCCCUGUGCUGGAAGAAGGCCAUUCCGUCGAAGGGACGUCGUACAUCUGCUCCGAUUGCGGGAAGAGCUUCUGUAGCAUCUCCAGCCUGAUCAGCCAUCAAAAGCGCAACCACUCGGGGGAGAAGCCUUACAAAUGCGCGGAUUGUGGGAGGAGCUUCCACCAGAGCUCGGAUCUCGUGAAACACGAGCGGAUCCACACGGGAGAGAAGCCGUACAAGUGCACCGUGUGCGAGAAGCGGUUCAAUCAGCGCUCCUACCUGAUCGUUCACGAACGCUUCCACACGGCGGAGAAGCCGUACAAGUGCUUCCUCUGCGGCAAAAGCUUCUGCUCCAACGCCCACCUCAUGACCCAUCAGAGGACCCACACGGGGGAACGGCCCUAUCAGUGUCCCGAGUGCGGGAAGCGUUUCACCACCAGCUCCAACUUUGUCAACCACAAAAAGACCCACACGGAAGAGAAACCGUACAACUGCUCCCUCUGCGAGAAGAGCUUCAAACGGAGCUCGAACCUGAUCCAGCACGAGAGGACGCACACGGGCGAGAAGCCGUACACCUGCCUCACCUGCGGGGAGAGUUUCGCUUCCAAUUCGGGUCUCGUGAAACACCAGCGGAGCCACACGGGGGAGAGGCCUUACAAAUGCUCGUACUGCGGGAAGUGCUUCAGCCAGAGCAUGAUCCUCACCCAGCACGAGAGGACGCACACGGGCGAGAAACCCUGCAAGUGCCCGGCUUGCGGAAAAAGCUUCCGCUCCAGCUCGGAUCUCGUGAAGCACAAAAGGAUCCACACUGGGGAGAAACCCUAUAAAUGUUCCCUGUGUGGGAAAAGCUUCACCACCAGUUCGGAUGUGGUGAAGCACGAACGGACCCACACGGGCGAGAAACCCUACAAAUGCGGCACUUGCGGGAAAAGCUUCAGCCAGAGCGCACACCUCAUGCAACACCAGAGAAUCCACACGGGGGAGAAACCUUACUCCUGUCUGAUUUGCGGCAGGUGUUUUACCUGCAGCGCGCACUUAGUGGUCCACAAACGGACCCACAAAGAUGGGGAGGGGUUAAAAGUAUAACCGUCGGUGUUGUCUCAGGUUGUGGGUUGUAUUUACUGGCAGGCCUGCUAUGUAUGUGCGAGAGAAAAACAGAUGGCAUCCAAGAUGCUACCCGGCAACGAAACCAGGGGUGAAAUAUAAAAUUUGUUACUACCGGAUAUGUGGGCGUGGCUUGGGAGGGCGGGGUAAUGUGACUGGGUGGGUGUGGCCAACUUUUUUUUUAACUUUUAAAAACAUUUUUUCAACAAUCUCUUCAGCUAAAGAGGUUGUCAAAAAAAUGCUUUUAAAGGGUUCUGACGAUCCCAGCUGAGCCGUGUGAUCAUCAGAGGCUUUUUUUUUUUACUUUUAAAAGCAUUUUUUCCACUGAAGAAAACAUGCUUUUAAAAGUCAAAAAAACCCAAACCUCUGAUGAUCGCGCAGCUCAACUGGGAAUCGGCAGGGGGAGGCAGGGAUUUUUGCUAUUGGUUCUCCGAACCACCCGCCGCCAUCGCUACCGGAUCGGGUGAUCCAGUCCGAACCGGGAGCAUUUCACCCCUGGACAAAACUAAUCCCAAGUUUUAUUUGCUGCCACGAAGCCAGAUGUCUCUAAACCGAACUAUAGAAUCCAGAAUAGAGGAGGGUAGAAAAAGUAACCUUAGAAACGGAUCUGGGUUUUUUUAUUAUGCAUGGGGGGGGGGGGGGAGAAAGAAAAUCGAGUUAGGAGAGAAGCCAUAAUUUUUCCCACUCCAAUCCAAACCCAAGAGGGGGAGGUCCGGAGCUCGCUUGGCAAAAUUGGCGGUAAACCCUGCGAUGAAUUGAACCGGAUUAGGCUCGCCAAACCCAGUAUAUUGUGAUUUUCAUGAAUUAUUAUGUGUGAUUCCUUUGUAAUAAAUAGGUGGCUGUUG
Messenger RNA from Ahaetulla prasina, 2223 nucleotides. RefSeq names its product zinc finger protein 501-like. The transcript has 2 exons. The coding region runs from base 143 to 1360 and encodes 405 amino acids. Lineage: Eukaryota; Metazoa; Chordata; Lepidosauria; Squamata; Colubridae. The record is from RefSeq and is a predicted model, not a curated record.